UUGCCAACAUGUCUCUCUUCUCGUUCUCGACACCUCUGGACAUCGAUAUCGUCCUCGACAAUGGCGACGAUCGACCCACCGUAGACGUCAAACUCGACAAGAACCGGCGCGAGAAGUGCCCACUAUACCUCGAUGGAGAGACACUCAAAGGUGCUGUCACGAUCCGACCGAAAGAUGGCAAGCGGCUAGAACACACGGGCAUCAAAGUUCAGUUCGUCGGCACAAUCGAAAUGUUCUUCGACCGUGGCACACAUCACGAAUUUCUCUCCCUCCAAACCGAGCUCGCGGCACCCGGAGAGCUGCAACAUCCCGUCACCCUACCCUUCACCUUCAAGAACGUCGAGAAGCCUUACGAGUCAUACCACGGAAUCAACGUCAAACUACGAUACUUCCUGCGAGUGACGGUGUCACGGCGAAUGGCAGAUGUGGUACGCGAGAAGGAUCUAUGGGUGUAUUCAUACCGCCAGCCACCGGAGAGCCAAAGCGUGAUCAAGAUGGAUGUCGGGAUUGAGGACUGCCUACACAUUGAGUUCGAGUACAGCAAGAGCAAGUACCACUUGAAGGACGUGAUUGUGGGGCGGAUCUACUUCCUGCUGGUACGGUUAAAGAUACGGCAUAUGGAGCUGUCGAUUAUACGGAGAGAAACGACAGGCGCGCCGCCCAAUCAAUACAACGAAUCGGAGACGUUAGUCCGGUUCGAGAUUAUGGAUGGGUCACCUUCGCGUGGAGAGACGAUACCGAUUCGAUUGUUCUUGGGUGGGUUUGAUCUGACACCGACGUUCCGCGAUGUCAACAAGAAGUACAGUACGAGGUACUAUCUGUCUUUGGUGUUGAUCGAUGAGGAUUCGAGGAGGUACUUCAAGCAGAGCGAGAUUGUGCUGUACCGGCAGGCACCGGAGAACAGCGAGCUUGCGCAGCGGCAGGCAAAGGAGAUCCAGGCCAGUUGA
This is a messenger RNA of Zymoseptoria tritici IPO323, 947 nucleotides long. RefSeq lists its product as uncharacterized. Gene Ontology annotation, biological process: retrograde transport, endosome to Golgi; intracellular protein transport. The record is from RefSeq and is a predicted model, not a curated record. Gene Ontology annotation, cellular component: endosome; retromer complex. The coding region runs from base 9 to 947 and encodes 312 amino acids. Lineage: Eukaryota; Fungi; Ascomycota; Dothideomycetes; Mycosphaerellales; Mycosphaerellaceae. The transcript has a single exon.